Molecule: messenger RNA, 936 nt
Organism: Dentiscutata erythropus
Lineage: Eukaryota; Fungi; Glomeromycota; Glomeromycetes; Diversisporales; Gigasporaceae
Source: the annotation of a GenBank genome assembly
AUUAUGCAGAUAAAUUAGCAUUUAAUCACCCUCUUCUCUCUGGUGUCAUUGAUCUAGACAUAAUAGAUGAAGUAAUGUUGAAGAUAUUCUCAUUCGAUGAAUUAAAAGAGAUGAUGUGUUGUGAUAAGAUUUUUUCUUGGAAAGUGAUAGAUGAGAACAUGAAGAAAUGGGUAGAUGACCUUGUGAAGACAGAGAAACCACAGAACAUUCCAAUUCCAAAUUCUCUAGAUAAUAAAGAAUGCACUUAUGUUCUGGAUAUGUAUUUACAAUUAAAAAAGACUUGGAAAUCUAAAUUAUUCGAUAAUAGACAACAAGAGGAUGGUGAAAUAUUAGAGGAUACAUAUGUGCAUGAGAUUAUGCAUAAUAUUAUGUAUUACACAGUUCGUGAUCUUCUCCCUCGUUGGUUAGAAUUGCAUGAAGAAAGAAAUAGGCGAGUAGAACGAAAUUAUGAUGAAAUGUUUUUUAAAAUGUCAAAGAAUACGAAAAAAGUGUAUCAAGAUAAAUUUCAGUCCAGAAAUAAACCUGACUGGCUGGGUACAUUUAAAAUAGACGAUCAUAAAUAUGAAUUUAUAUAUGGCGAAGCAGCUAGACCUCCUUUUUUAUCUGCUAGUUUUAAAUUGGAAGGUGAUCAAAGGAAAGUUAUUUGCUUCCUCCUUCAUUGUAUCGAAUCUAUGGGCAAAACUUUAAAGAAGCACUUUUCAUCAGCUAUAGAUGGUGACUUGAUUGAAUCUGCUAAAUGUAUUCCUCGAUUUGAAAUGCUUCUAUAUGGAACUUUUUUAAAAAUUAUCUAUUAUGAUAACUCAUAUGAAAUUGGUCGGAUUAUGCCUCUUAUUAAUAUUAAGCUAUCAUUGCAAUCAAACUCUGAUCAAUUUUCAACCACGAAUUAUCUUUAUGGAUUAAUUAUCUUUCGGCAAGCUAUUCAAGAAACUUUAGAAG